This is a messenger RNA of Orbilia oligospora ATCC 24927, 456 nucleotides long. RefSeq lists its product as uncharacterized. The record is from RefSeq and is a predicted model, not a curated record. Gene Ontology annotation, molecular function: serine-type endopeptidase inhibitor activity. NCBI's taxonomy places the organism in Eukaryota, Fungi, Ascomycota, Orbiliomycetes, Orbiliales, Orbiliaceae. The coding region runs from base 1 to 456 and encodes 151 amino acids. The transcript has 4 exons.
AUGGAAGAACAACUAUCUUCAGGACUUUACUCAAUCACCACAGUUGACGAUCUCACCGUCGGCAGAAACUCUCGCGAAGAUAGAUCCCUUCGCCCAAAGCCCGUUUAUGCCCUCCCACCAUCUGAGACUGGGCCAAAUACAAUUUGGCAGAUCGACCAAGUAAAAGAUAAUGAGUAUAUUCUCAAAUGUCACGGGGCUCCUACCGCAGUCCAUGACCAUCGUUUGUACGCCGUCUUGACAGAUGAGCCACCGCCAACCCCAUGGAAAAUUGAAAAGCAGGCCCAGGGAGGUUACACCAUCAUCAAGGCAGAUGGGAACGGUAUCGGUUGGGUCGUUUCCUUCGAAGACGGUGAGGAAAAGCCGAUUGCGGUUCGCCCUUUGAUUGUACAGCCAUCAUACCCACCAAGAUUUCCUCCUACUGAAUUAUUUAAAUUUAAGAGAGUCGAGAUGGACUAG